Molecule: messenger RNA, 2052 nt
Organism: Gracilinanus agilis (Agile Gracile Mouse Opossum)
Lineage: Eukaryota; Metazoa; Chordata; Mammalia; Didelphimorphia; Didelphidae
Gene: LRRC32
Product: leucine rich repeat containing 32
Exons: 2
Coding region: 1-2052 (683 amino acids)
Cellular component (GO): extracellular matrix
Molecular function (GO): protein binding
Source: RefSeq, a predicted model, not a curated record
AUGAUGUGUCUCAUUUCUUUCCCACCUCUGUCCAGAGCCAUGAACCUGUGGGUCUUGCUUCUCCUGGCUGUGGCGAACCUUGGACGAACCAGCCAUAGGCCUCUGGAAAAACCUCCCUGUGAUAUGGUGGACAUGGAAGUCCUGUGCCACAAUCGAGGGCUUCUUCAGAUUCCUGCAGUGCUCCACGCAGACAGCAAGGCCCUUGACUUGUCUCACAACCAACUGCAGAGUGUCCUGGAGACUCCACUGAUCUUCUAUCCUGCCCUCCAACGCCUAGAUCUGAGCUCCAACCAGAUCAGCUUCAUCCAGCCUGGAAUUUUUGCCAGCCUGUCUCAGCUUGAGCACCUCAACCUGGCCCAGAACCGACUAGGACGGGCUCUCCCACACAAUGGCCACGGGGGAAUCGGGCGCCUGCCUCGAGUGGCCACACUGGAUCUCUCUGGCAAUGGCUUGUACAACAGCAUGGCCGAGGCCUUCCUGAAGGAUGCCCCUGCCCUGCUCACUCUCUCCCUGGCAGAGAACAGCCUCACUCGGAUCUCCCGCUGGACCCUGCAGGGAGUGCCUACCCUUGAGGAGUUGGACCUGCACAGCAACGUGAUCAUGGAAAUUGAGGAGGGAGCCUUCGAGGCUCUGCCUCACCUAGCCCGCCUCAAUCUCUCCAUGAACUCCAUCACCUGCAUUUCUGACUUCAGCCUCCCACAGCUGCAAGUCCUGGACCUGAGCCGCAACAGCAUAGAAACCUUCCAAACAACCAUGACGGAUGAGGAGUACCAACUUUCCUGGCUUGACUUGAGAGAGAACAAGCUAUCACAGUUCCCUGACUUGCCCCAGCACAACCAGCUCAUUUACCUGAAUGUAUCCAACAACCUGAUCCAGAUGUACCCCACUUCCUCCCUCAGUGAUGAGACCCCCAGUAUGAAGGAUUGGCCCAGUGGACCCCAUCAGGCACCUGACCCAAGUGGGAAUGAUAGCUCCAUGGCCCUCUCCAGACUCUUGAUCUUGGACCUAAGCUACAAUGAGAUUGAGGCCAUCCCAGAAGGUUUUUUUGAUCCUAUGACUUCCCUGCGGUUCCUCAACCUCAGCAGAAACUGCCUCCGAAACUUUGAGGUGAAGCAGGAACACUCUCUGCCCAGCCUGGACAUCCUGGAUGUGAGCCACAAUGACCUCCAAAGUUUCACCAUGGGCAUCCAUGCUCUAGCUAGCCUACGGUGGCUCUACUUACAGUACAAUGCUCUGGCAGCCUUACCGCCUCUCACAUUUUCCAGGCUUCCCAAGAUCCAAUGGGUGGACCUACAAAGGAACUGGAUCCAUCUCUGUGGGACCCCACACGAUCUGAGUGAGUCAGCUGCCUCAGGCUGCGUUGUCUUCUCCAGCAUCCCUACCCUCCGGACCUUGAACCUGGCGGGCAACACCAUGCAGAGGCUCCCAGCAGGUGCAUUCCUGCAUACCCCAUUGGCCACUUUGGACCUCUCAGCAAACCCAGGGCUAGGGAUCAUGCCUGGUGCCCUGGCUGGACUGGAAUCCUCCCUCGAGGUGCUGCAGCUACAGGAGAAUGGCCUGGCUGCCCUUCAUGUUGACCUUCCCCGCUUCACACGAUUGAAGCAGCUCAAUCUCUCAGAGAACCAGCUGAGCUGGCUCCCUGCCUGGACCCGGCAGGCCUCCCUUGAAGAGCUGGAUCUUCGGAACAACAGUUUCAGCUACCUUCAGAGCCAUGACAUGAGUGGCCUGGAGGGGACCCUCCGGCGCCUCUACCUGGCAGGGAAUCCACUUGUUUGCUGUGGCAACAGCUGGCUGGCAGCUGUGAUCCAAAGGGGGAGUGUGGACAUCGCCAGCCUUGAGAACCUGACAUGCCGGCAUUCCAAGGACUUCAGUUCCCAAGAGGAGAUCCUCUUCCUCCAUAUCCGUCCUGAGGACUGUGAGAAAGAGGGACUCAAGAAAAUCAACCUGCUCAUUAUCCUCAUCUUUGCCCUGGUCCUGUCCAUCCUCCUCAUUGGAUUGGCUCUCUUCUGUUGCUUCUGCCGGCAGGAGUUUAACCAGCAUUUCAAGGCCUAG